AUGCUCAUCGUUCGCGCCCUCUCCGUGUUUGCCCUCGCCGCCGCGACCGUGCGAGCCGACGGGCAGUCGAUCGUCGGCGCCAUCAAUGAAAUCAAAAGCGACGCAAAGUCCCUCGGCGAUCAGGUCACCGCCUACCGUGGUGGCAUCCUCGGCGUCAUCCCCAUCGCCGUCGACUCGCUGCGCCUCUUCGCCUCCCUCCACGCCGGAACGAGCACGGCGGAUGAUUCGGCGCCGCUCAGCCAGGCCGAGGCCAUCACCCUCGCCUCGUCGGUCCAAGGCCUCGCCGGCACCGUCAACGCCACGCUCGAGGCCAUCAUCGCGGCCAAGCCGAGGUUCGACAAGCUCCUCGUCGUCAACCCCAUCGUCUUCCUCAAUCUGCGACAGCAAUCGAGGGCCGCCAAGGACUUUGGCGCCAGCGUCACCGCCAAGGUGCCGGCCGAAAUGCAGCAGAUCUCGGCCGCCCUCGUGAAGCCGAUCGACGAUGGUUUCGCCAAGGCCCUCGACGUCUACCAUAUUUAUCUGUAG
Molecule: messenger RNA, 525 nt
Organism: Drechmeria coniospora
Lineage: Eukaryota; Fungi; Ascomycota; Sordariomycetes; Hypocreales; Ophiocordycipitaceae
Exons: 1
Coding region: 1-525 (174 amino acids)
Cellular component (GO): extracellular region
Source: RefSeq, a predicted model, not a curated record